AAAAAAAAAAAAAAAAAAAUUAUAUUUAGGUAUUUUCCAUCUUGAAGACGCAAAUAAUGUAGCGACCGUUGCAGCGAGUCCAACUCCUCCCAUAUCAAUGGCGGAUUCUGCCCUUCAACGAGCUGGCCACUUCGGAUUACUGGAUACUCAUGGAAUAUCAGGGACUGAAACGACAGUUAGAUAAACUCCAAGAGGAGAACAUGAGGAUGAAGGUAGCCCUUAGGCAGCUGAGGACCGAAAACCAACAUCUACUGACUAGAAGCAGAAGAAACACAGUUUCACACUUAAAAUGCUGUUUUGAUGAUCUGGGCUCUGGACAGCACUGCAGUGUGAGUGUGGAACAGGAGCCCAGCACCCUGCAGCAGCAGCCUGAGGCCUUCCGCAUCCAGCUGCUGGGCAAGGACAGCAAGAUGGCGGCUGUGUGCCCGCUGGAGAAGGAGAGGAAGAUGGCGGCUGUGUGCCAGGUGGAGAAGGACAGCAAGAUGGCGGCUGUGUGCCAGGUGGAGAAGGAGAGGAAGAUGGCGGCUGUGUGCCAGCUGGAGAAGGAGAAGAAGAUGGCGGCUGUGUGCCAGGUGGAGAAGGAGAGGAAGAUGGCAGCUGUGUGCCAGCUGGAGAAGGAGAGGAAGAUGGCGGCUCUGUGGCCGGACAGCCCGCAUGCUGGGCUGCAGAAGCUGAAGGGGGCUCUGACAGAGCACCAGGCCCCCCCCUUCCUGAGAACAACGGUCCAGUCCGCGGGCGAUGCUGCUAGCCUGGACACAAAGCAAAACCUCGCACCCCUGAAAAAGCACAUGGGGGUGGACCGUGCCCACCCACUGGAGCCAAUAACCGUGAAGAAAAUCCACAACAACGGCGUCAAAGAGGCGGAGCAGUGUCAGCCACGCCCGCUGCUCUCCUCUCAGCCAAUGGCGGCUCCGGAGGCCGACACGGUCAGCAGCGAAAGGGGCCGGGCCAUUAAGGCUAAUGAGUACAUGGCCUGGUCGAUAGACAGCAUGGGGGACAAUAUCAUGAACUUCUGCAAGGACCUGCUCCUCCGAGCCAAGGCCAAAGAAGCCAACCGCAAGGUGACUGAGAUGAGUGAGAUUAUUUACUACGAGGGCCCUGAAAGACUUCAGGUCCUCCGCUCCACAGAUGCCAGGACUAAUUCUGAAUCUCGCACCCCUGAGUCUCACGCUACUGUAUCCAACCCUGAGCGCACUCUGGACUCAUCCAUCAAACGGAGGAGCAGGCUGCCCUAUCUGAAGAGGCUCCACACCCACAUGGACACGAGUGGCACCCCCUGGUACCCCCACCAGAACACACAGGACCCCAAACUGCUGCCCGAUGAACAAAACAGCCAGCCCUGCAGCCGCAGGAAGACCCAGGGCGUCAUGGAGACCGGCAGAAACGGACAAAAACGCACAAAAUUACGUCUAAAGAGGGUCAAAAAAUCCACAAAGAGCCACACGGCCCACAAUUCUGUUCACAAAACACCCCCAACCUGUGAGCCGAAAGAUGACCCCCCCUGCCCACGCAGGCUCCUCCCCCUCAUGAGGACCUGCAUCCCCCAGACAGAAAGCCCAGGCGAGCCGUCCCAGGGCCCCCCGGGACCCAGCUGCAGGGACCAGGAGCAGCACAGGCCCCUCUCCAAGCCUCAGCUGGCCCUCGACCACACUUUCCAGCUUCUCGGCUCGGACCGCUGGGAGCAGAAGAUAGAGGGUCUGACCCGUAUCCGGAGGCUGGCACAGUGGCACUCGGAUGUCCUUGUGGCCCGUCUCCAUGACGUCUGCAUGGCUGUCAUCCUGGAGGCAGGCUCACCACACACUCUCAGCCUGAAUAUCUCCCACUUCUGCAUUCAUUCCUCAGUGGAGAACCUGAGGUCCCUGGUGUCUCGUGCUGCCGUGGCAACACUGGGAGAACUGUACCUGCACCUGCAGCGCACCAUGGAUACAGAGCUGGAUUGGACCACCAAGGUGCUGCUCCAAAAAGCCGGAGAGUCCAACAGUUUCAUCCGGCAGGAUGUGGGCGUGGCCUUGGGUCACAUGCUGCGCUGCUGCACCCCGUCCCGCAGCAUGAAGGCUCUGCUCAACGGGGGCCUAAGACACCGUAAUGUCGCCGUGAGGGAGUGCGCCGCUCACCAGCUGGAAGCUCUGGUUGAGAGCAUGGGGACGGCUCGCCUGCUCUGCUGCAAAAAGGACAUCAUGAACAGCUUCCUGUCCGCCGUCAGACGAAUGCCACAGGACUCCUCACAGGAAGUCAGAUGCUGUGGUCAACAAAUUAUGGGAAUUUUGAAGGCUCACCAGGACUUUCAGAAGAAGAUGAAAAAGUUUUUCCCUUAAAAUGACUAAUGUCUCAAUUUGAGAUAUUUUAUCUGAUAAUAGUAUAAAAAUUUGGUAGAAGAGCUGUGAAGAUAUACGAAUGCAGCCUGCCUGAUGUUCCCAUGUCUACAUUUUGACAAUUUCUAUGUUUUAUACUUACAAAGAUUUCAACAAUAAAAUGAAGAAGCAUAUAAGUCUCAGGGUCACAGCAUACUGAGACACUAAUAAAAUUAAUUAUAGACCUACUGCAAUGCUACAGUGAAUACAUAUAACUAAACAGUGCAAUUAAAACAUAAAUAAUACACAUAUAUUUCAGCUUAAACAUUAAUCAACAUUAUUUCUGAUUAUUUUUAUAAUUUCCGCUGCACCAGUCCCCCCUUUGUGCCUUUUAAGGUGUACCAACAUAUAAAUCCUUCUAAACGGUAUGUUUAUGUUUGCCAGUGGUCAUAGUUACAACUGAUUUCUUGGAACAAGCAUAUAACAAUUUAACAAACUCAAUACAUACAAUGAUAAUCUGGGAAAAUAUAAUUAAUAGUUGAAUGAUUGAUUAAAUCAAGCUCCAAAGACUUCCAAACGAUCCUGAAAACGCUGUCUAAACCAAAGCCAUAUAUGCCAUGUUCUUUACUGGCAUGGACAGCAUUAGAUAGCAAAGACACUGAGCCUUCAGUAUGGCAGGAAGGAAUAGAGAAAAACAAAAAUAGCUGAAAUGUUCAUGUUAUUACUAUCUACUUGAAUCAAUUUAAAUAACACAAUUAUUCUUUGGUUACGCUUGUUUCUUGAUUGUAGCAUUCUACUUUUACUUCACUCACUUCAGCAUAGUCAUCUACUUCUGUCCAGUUUUACUCUUUAUGAGUCUUUUUACUUUACUCUUUACUGGCUCUUGCUGUUGUUAAUCCUGAUGUUAUCACACGGUCAGAUUGCCAUCUUCCACAUCACCAACAGCCAGUCAAGGCUGAGGGUACCUGGUCAGGCUGGAUUUUGGAGUUGUUAGGGAACUGUC
Anguilla rostrata (American eel) is the source of this 3294-nucleotide messenger RNA. RefSeq lists its product as uncharacterized. Gene Ontology annotation, cellular component: cytoplasmic microtubule; cilium. Bases 150 to 2315 code for a protein of 721 amino acids. Gene Ontology annotation, molecular function: microtubule binding. The transcript has 8 exons. NCBI's taxonomy places the organism in Eukaryota, Metazoa, Chordata, Actinopteri, Anguilliformes, Anguillidae. Gene Ontology annotation, biological process: microtubule cytoskeleton organization. The record is from RefSeq and is a predicted model, not a curated record.